Verticillium nonalfalfae is the source of this 1665-nucleotide messenger RNA. RefSeq lists its product as uncharacterized. Bases 1 to 1665 code for a protein of 554 amino acids. Gene Ontology annotation, cellular component: eukaryotic translation initiation factor 2B complex; guanyl-nucleotide exchange factor complex. Lineage: Eukaryota; Fungi; Ascomycota; Sordariomycetes; Glomerellales; Plectosphaerellaceae. Gene Ontology annotation, molecular function: guanyl-nucleotide exchange factor activity; translation initiation factor activity. Gene Ontology annotation, biological process: biosynthetic process; cytoplasmic translational initiation. The record is from RefSeq and is a predicted model, not a curated record. The transcript has 3 exons.
AUGCCCCAUGCAGUCUCGGUACCCUCACCAGGGCUGCAAGCUCUGAUCCUCUGCGGUCCUGGCUCGUCUUUCCCGACUUUUACUUCUAACCCUGAUGAAAGCCCCAAGGCCCUCCUCCCUAUUGCAAACCGACCCAUGGUCUGGUAUGCUCUCGACUUCUGCUAUCGAACAGGCAUCACGGAUAUCACGCUUGUCUGCCCAGCUUCUGCCAAGGGGCCAAUCGAGCAGGCCUUGAAUACGAACCCCCACCUGACGGCGCUGCCUCUCCCCAGGCCAGAUAUUCUGGCGCCGAGCGAUCUUGAACAGACGACUGGCACAGCGGAAAUUUUGCGCCUUGCUUCUGUUCGGGAGAUCGUCAAGUCCGACUUUGUAGUUCUGCCAUGUGAUCUCGUUUGCGAGCUUGCUGGUGAGAAACUUGUGCAGGCUUGGAUGGUCAAAGCAGCCAGCCUUGCAGAGGUGCUGGGUUCUCCAAGCCUAGCAGGAAGCAGCCGCUUCAGUGGCGGCCUGGGCGUGUGGUAUGAAACCAAAACGGCUCUCGCGGUGAAGAAGGAGGAGACGGACUUCAUCGCUUCCACCCCUCUGCCCUUCCCCGCAACAUGCCAGCAAAAAGGCUCGCUCUUGCCACACUUGUCCAACCUUGUGUACUCGAUGCCGAAGGACUCUCUGAAGGAUCUCACGGAAGAGAAAAGCGGCCUGCCGAUUCGGCACGGACUGCUUCGUCGGCAUCCUCGGAUCCGCAUGCUCACAACUCACCGCGAUGCUCAUCUCUAUAUAUUUCCGAAAUGGAUACUCGACUUUAUCAAAGAGAACGAGCGCUUUGAAAAUAUCGGCGAGGACGUCAUCGGCUGGUGGGCCAAGGCUGGUUGGCAGGCCGGCCUUGGAGAAAAACUUGGCCUGGAGGAGAUAUUGAGAGAGGAGGACACAAAGGAUGCUGCUGAUUCGGUGGAAGAACGGACGCCAUCACCAGAUCACCAGGAAACAGACGAGCCUACGCCUGCUAUGUCUUCGAGGACCAGAAGAGCCUCUAACGCAGGAAGUAUCAAGUCUGGAGAGACUGCGGCUGAUGAGAAGAGCCUUAUUGUGCCUCCCGUUCUUGCUUACAUUCAUCCUUCAACAGAAGCCGCGCCACUCGUGCGCCGGGUCGACACAGCACAGUUGCUUCUCAACGUGUCACUGCAGCUUGCAAAGAUCCCUUCUCUAGAGGAGACGCUUGGGCAAGAGGUAUCGCCCUUUGCACAUGCCAAGAAGGUUGCCUAUCCCGAAGGCGUCAAGUCGAGAACCACCAUUACUCGCCAGGAUAGUCUUGUUGGCGACAAUGUUACGGUCGAGGAAAAAGUCUCCAUCAAAGAGUCGGUCGUGGGCGCCGGCUGUCAAAUCAGCGAAGGCGCAAAGCUCUCACAAUGUCUGCUUAUGGAUGGCGUCGUGGUUGGCAAGAAUUGCAAGCUCACCAAGUGCAUUCUCGGCAAGAGAUGUGUGAUCGGCGAUGGCUCAGUUUUGACCAACUGUGAAGUCCAGGAGAACCUGCUAGUCGAAGCGAGGACCGAGGACAAGGAUAACAAACUCAUGAGCUCCGAGGGGCUGGAGGCGACAGAGGAGGAGAUGCACGAGGUACUCCAGGAUAUGGACGACGAAGUCAUGGCCGUCAACGAGGUAGCCGUCGAGUAG